This is a messenger RNA of Trichomonas vaginalis G3, 273 nucleotides long. RefSeq lists its product as uncharacterized. The transcript has a single exon. Bases 1 to 273 code for a protein of 90 amino acids. Lineage: Eukaryota; Parabasalia; Trichomonadida; Trichomonadidae. The record is from RefSeq and is a predicted model, not a curated record.
AUGCUAUUGUUAGAUCUUCCUCUCACUACAGACUUCAAUCUUACUCUCACUACAAACUUCAAUCUUCCUCUCACUACAGACUUAGAUCUUCCUCUCACUACAGACUUAAAUCUUCCUCUCACUACAGACUUAGAUCUUCCUCUCACUACAGACUUAGAUCUUCCGAUGUCAAGACUUAAAUCUUCCUCUCACUACAGACUUAAAUCUUCCUCUCACUACAGACUUAGAUCUUCCUCUCACUACAGACUUAGAUCUUCCGAUGUCAAGACUUAA